Diachasma alloeum is the source of this 3442-nucleotide messenger RNA. RefSeq names its product transcriptional regulatory protein GAT1. Gene Ontology annotation, biological process: cell fate commitment; negative regulation of transcription by RNA polymerase II; positive regulation of transcription by RNA polymerase II. The record is from RefSeq and is a predicted model, not a curated record. NCBI's taxonomy places the organism in Eukaryota, Metazoa, Arthropoda, Insecta, Hymenoptera, Braconidae. The transcript is spliced from 8 exons. Gene Ontology annotation, molecular function: zinc ion binding; RNA polymerase II cis-regulatory region sequence-specific DNA binding; DNA-binding transcription factor activity, RNA polymerase II-specific. The coding region runs from base 195 to 2780 and encodes 861 amino acids.
CCGUCGAUCAUAGAGCUCCGGUUCUCAUAUGCACAACACGGACUUUUAUUUCUUCUUACAACCUCACUCGUUGUGCAUAUACUGACUUGGCGGUUACUUCGAUUUCAGGAGUGACUGGUGCAAGUGCAUAUCGAAGGGCUUCUGUGGACGUGGGUGUCAUUGUUGGUGGGUGAAUUAUUAUUUUAGUUCGGGGGAUGAAGGAGCGAAGGGGCGUGCGGGACGAGCGGACUCUGGAGAAGCUCCGGCGGAGGGAGUACGAUGCCCUGGACUACGUGGAGAGGCAACUGGCGGAGGAGACCGAGGGAAAUCACGAGACUAGUGCCACAGCCCGUAGCAUCGUGGGGUCGAUAAAAGCCGAGAGUGAAGCCGAGCAAGUGAAUGUUUUGUGCUUGAGACAUCAGCAGGAGCAUGAGCUUGACUAUGCUGAGGAUGGCGGGGAGAGUGUGGGCGUGCUGGAGGCGGUCCGACCGGAAAUUGAAAAUGGCGCUCUUGGGGAACCGAGUGCACCCGAGCCCGUUGCUAUUUCACUCGUUGUGCCCGAGCACGGGGAUGAUGGGAAUAACGGGUAUACGCUGCAUCAAUUGGGAUAUCAUUCUGGGCAUCACAUCAUUCACGAAAGGGAUUACCUCCACUCAUCAUCCCCCGUGUACGAAGGCGUUGACAACCCGCAGGAAGAGGAGGAGCGGAGCCAUCAGCAGCAGGUCGUCUCCCUCCACCAGAAUCAUCACCACGAUCUUCAUCACUACACUGAGCUCGGUGGGGCUGGUACGGAGGUAGCUAUUCCCGAGGGAGGGGAUAACCAGCAUAGAGGGUCCGAGGCAACACUACCGUCUGAGGGAAAUCGAGUUACCAGUCACAUGCCACACAGCACAAUGUUACGAUACAGUACCGAGCAACUCUCGCCAUCACCGAGUCAGAGUCAAUCGCACAUCUCCGAUCAGCACAAUUCCCACUUGCAUCGUCACCUCGACGAGCCCAGUAACCUUGACAAUGACGAGAGACUGAGUGCUAUUGCAGCGGCAAUGAGAAAUCCGAGGAGUGGUGAUUUUCCCCUGGCGGUUUUGUUUCCGAAUUUAACGGGCGGUGCUGGAUGCGCGAGUGACAGUGGACAUCAUCACAUUGAUGAUGUUUUGCCGGAGGAGGCUUACGUGCACCAGAUGAGGGCCGGCGAUGUGUCGCCACCUGUGAGGACGGCAAGUUCGCCGGGAUCGAGCAGAAGCCCCCACGACGAUCAGGGAUUAAACUCGCCGCAGCGACACGAGGGGGGCUACAGCCCCAGUGACCAGGGGAGACUCCAGAAUUUCACACAUCUCACUGCUAUGCAACCACCCACCAGCAACGUCCAGGGACACAUUCUCGAGGGGGACAGGGUAUCCGAUCAGCUCUACAUCGACGCCAUGUACCAUUCGGCGGGAACACCGCAUCAUCAUCAGGAGCACGAGCAGGGAUCCAGUCCACACUCACCCAGUGGAUCGUUAAGUUCGUCGUUGUAUCGCACGAUGAACGCAGUAGCCACGAUGGGCGGCGGAACAGGUGGAACUGGUGGGUAUACUCUUCCCUACAUGAGUGCCAGCGCAGCGGAACUAGCGGGAUCCCCUCAACAACUGUGGAGUACUCAAGGUUUAGGUGGUGGUCUACCAACCCUCGCGGAGGAGUACGGUAGCAGCAAGUCGACCCCCGCGGCGACGCACCAGACGCUACCUGCAUUCUCUCAGCCCUUUGGCAGUCGCCCCAGCUUCCGGGGGUACUCGGCAUACUCCUCCCCGCAGACAACCGCGGGCACGGGCACAACAACAGCCAGCGAUGUCUCAUGGCCCUAUCCCACACCCUCCAGUGAUUCUCUCUCGGCGUCUUACGGAAGCGUCGCGACGCCCGCGAGACGUCAGGGUACAAAUACCUCAAACUCACAUCCACAGUUGAGCGCAGCUGCCAGCCUCUCAGCCAUGAACAUCGAGGCGGAAUACUUUACGGAGGGUCGUGAGUGCGUGAACUGUGGUGCGAUAUCGACCCCACUGUGGCGACGAGACGGCACGGGACAUUAUCUGUGCAACGCCUGCGGCCUUUACCACAAGAUGAACGGAAUGAAUCGGCCCCUGGUCAAGCAACCACGGCGACUGUCGGCAUCGAGACGCGUUGGACUGUCCUGCAGCAACUGCCAGACAACGAUAACAUCCCUCUGGCGCAGGAAUAGCUGUGGUGAGCCUGUGUGCAAUGCCUGUGGACUCUACUACAAGCUACAUGCGAUCAACAGGCCGCUGUCCAUGAAGAAGGACAACAUUCAGACGCGCAAGCGAAAACCAAAGGGCGGAAUGAAGUCCUCUGACACACCACUCUCUAAUAAUGGACUCACUUGUGCUGUUACCAUUAAGAGGAAUAAUAAUAACAACAAUUUGAAAAUGGAAUCUGACAAUUACGAUCUUCGAAUGGCCCACACCAACGUCACCCAACCAUCCUACCCGAGUACCCUCUACGGAGAGAAUCCCCAAGUGAGCAGAAUAGUGUCAUCCUAUCAAUCGAAUCCGAGCGUCUACUACGACAUGUUGGCAACUCAGCAGCAACAGGCCCAGCAGCAUCUCCUAGACUGUCACUCGCCGAAGGUCGAGUGCCCCUCGCCACCACGAGGCUCACCACUGAUCUCAGCUAAUCACUCCCCCGAUCACCAUCUCACAUCCCCCCACAUUGUAAAUCUCGGCACGACAUCGCCGAACGUCAACAACACCAAGCACAUGAUGGUCAAUGGGCAUAUGGAGAGACCAACAGUCGUGUCGAUAUCUUCAUAAGUAUCAAUAUCUCCACACCCUAGUUGUAGAUUCAGGGCCCCUUCAGAGUGAUGACUUGUUUUCGUUGAGCAGUUCUCACAGACAAGAUGAGACGACAAUCGAGAAGAAUGAGAAUCGGCGGUUGGACAUUUCAUUCUUGUGCAGAUAGAUUGUUGUAAUUAAGGUGAUUGUAACUGAUCGUCCUCCAAGUGCCUUUGUACAUAAUUCUGUUUUCUAAAUGGAGCCCAUGACGAUUGGUCUGAAGAGUAGGAGCUCGAUGAUAUUCAUAAGGUUUUAUUUUCAUUUACUUUUGUUCAGUGGUUUAUCGCUCACUUAUUUACGUUUCUUUGCCAAAGAAAUGCACAGCUCCUGGUAGCACCAUACCAAAUUUACGUUUUUCCUUCUGUACAUAGCACGUUUUUUGCUAGUUUUUUUGGAUAUUUUUAAGAUUUAUAGAGGUAGAUUGUUGUUUUAAGAUAUGAGAUAUUAAAAAGGAUUUCGAGGCCAGUGGGAUAAUGGAAGAGAUUGUUUCUUCUGUGGAGGAGAGGAUCUGUUUCUUCUUUUAUAUUGUUGAUGAAUCAUUGAUCAAUAUAAAGACGAACAUUGUUUUGCAUCCUAUCGAUAUAUUGAGCUGUAUCGAGUCGACAGUUAUUUUUGAAUAAAAUGGGAUAUUUGAAAAUAUA